Euleptes europaea (tarantolino) is the source of this 604-nucleotide messenger RNA. RefSeq names its product titin-cap (gene TCAP). Gene Ontology annotation, cellular component: Z disc. The transcript has 2 exons. The record is from RefSeq and is a predicted model, not a curated record. Gene Ontology annotation, biological process: detection of muscle stretch; cardiac myofibril assembly; skeletal muscle myosin thick filament assembly. The coding region runs from base 50 to 595 and encodes 181 amino acids. Gene Ontology annotation, molecular function: protein-macromolecule adaptor activity; titin binding; structural constituent of muscle. NCBI's taxonomy places the organism in Eukaryota, Metazoa, Chordata, Lepidosauria, Squamata, Sphaerodactylidae.
CGAGACUAGACGAAACCUUCCUGGCUCAAGCAGGACCCCAAACAUCGCCAUGCACGGCAAGAGCGUGGUCCUCCGCAGUUCCGGAAACCUGACGGCAGCCGAACUGGGUUGCCAAGUAUCCGAGAGGGAUACAGGACGGAAAGAGACCUUCUCCGCCGUAUGGAAAGACCUGUCGCUGAGCACCAGGCCCGAAGAAGGCUGGUGCUGGUCUGAGGCAGACAGACGGCGCCGGGAAACCUACCACCAGCAACAGGAGGCCCGGGUGGUGGUGCAGCUGUCUCCGUGGGGCAUCCUCCGUCUGGGGCUUCUGGGCGAACCCCUGGCCUCCUACCACCUGCCGUACCAGCGGGCCUUGCCUUUGCCCAUCUUCACUCCUGCCAAGCUGAGCGGCAAGGCCGAGCGGGAGCUGACGCCCACCCCCUCCGAGUCGGCGGAGUCGCUGCCAGCGACGGGCGUGUGCCUCGACAAGACGCCCCUGGUCGAGAUCACCAAGGAGUUGCCUCCCGUGGUCCAGCCCAGCCGCCCCGACUUCAGGAAAGCCGGCCUGCCCCGCUCCUUGUCCCGUUCCAUGUCUCAAGAGGCCCAGAGGGGGUGAAGCGGCGAA